This is a messenger RNA of Aspergillus puulaauensis, 750 nucleotides long. RefSeq lists its product as uncharacterized. NCBI's taxonomy places the organism in Eukaryota, Fungi, Ascomycota, Eurotiomycetes, Eurotiales, Aspergillaceae. The transcript is spliced from 4 exons. Bases 1 to 750 code for a protein of 249 amino acids. The record is from RefSeq and is a predicted model, not a curated record.
AUGGGGGAUUAUAAAGCUCCAAAAGAGAAGACACCUCAAGCCCCCGGGCCGGCGCCUUCAAUGCAGGACUUGAGCGGUGCUUGGGUACUUGAAAAACACCUCUCGUCAAACAUCCCUCUCAUUCUCAAACUGCAAAAAAUCCCCUGGCUCGUCCGAAAAGCCAUCGACUCCUCCGCCAUCCAUCUCCACAUAACGCAGUAUACGUCCACAGACCCGAAAACCAACGAGCCAAGAGUACAUUUGGACCUUGUGCAGCGCUCGUCUGUGAACGUCGGAAUUGGGGUUAUCGAGGAUAACCGCAUUCUGGACUGGGAUGAACGGCCGCAUGAGGAUUAUAUCUUUGGGAGCGUCGUUACGAGGAGCCGAUAUGUUACAGGUGCAGGGUUUGGGGAGGCCGAAGACGGGAAGGGAGCAAGGCCUGAUAUACGUCUAAACGUUGAUGUUGAUGGGGAGGAUGGGGAGAAAAUAUUGAGGUUCUUGAGAGGGGAGAUUGAUGCCGAUGGGACUUAUUGUGACGGGUUCCUAGUUGAGCCAUGGCCUGGCUGUGAUUCUGAAAAUGCAGAAGGGAAAGGGCUCUGGGUGCAGACACUGGAACGCAGUGAGAGGUCUGCCUGGACUGCAGAGACGAUCUGGGGAUUUGAAAUGAUGAACGGGGAGAGAUGCCUGACCUCCCGGGUUGCUGCUGUGGACGGGAAGGGGAAUUAUCAGCUGGGGAAAUGUGUCUUUCAGUUGUUGAAUAGGGAAUGUUGA